GCCUGAUUCACUCGACAACAUCAAGUACCCCUACGGCCAAAAUGCACGACUAACUAUGUCCUGUCUCUGAAGUCGUUCGGGGUCGCGGGGAGGCCAAAUCCAAGUGUGCAGGCCGGUGCCAGGCCGACUCUCGUGAGCCCGCGCCCGAGGUCACUUCAGCGAAGGGUCACUCCCCCCGGGCGCGCCGCCGCCAGCGUGAGCCGGCCGAGAGCAUGCUGUCUGCGCGAAGUACCUUCGCACGACACGCGAGGCCGCUCGAGCGAAAAUCCCUUCGGCGCGACAACGAAAAUGUGCCGAGGUGGCCCACCGUGGGCCGGGCCGCAGCCCUGGCGCGGCCCGCCCUGUCUCAGCCCUGGCCCAACGGCGCUCAGUUCAAACCAAAAUAAGCGCGCCAGUACGCGCGAGCGCUGGGCUACCGCCGAGGCUCAGUGAAUGUCGCUGGGCGCGCGGGCGCGAAAUAACAGAAUUGAGAAAACCGGGGCGUUUCGGCUGUAUGCCAGGGGCAUUCUCAGGCGGCAUCGUGAGAGGAGCGCGCGGGGCCAGUCGAUCAUGGAGACGGGGGCAGUAGAUCAUGGAGGGGGGUGGUAUGAUUGCGCUUCUUGCGAAAUAAAACUGAAGGGCCCUGACGCAUCGAACCUAACAUGCGUUCACCUUCCUGCCUUCCAGUCACAGGCCAGUGCAAACAUCUCGCGCGGCAGCGCAACUGGUUAUCAUGCUUGAAGUUGCGCCAGGUCCGUUAUUUACAUUUGCGACUGGCUGCGAUUGCUCAGGCGUCAAGACCGAACCAACGACGGCAGUGAUUCAAGAAACAAGCAACUGGAGGGCGCUAAACGCGUCAACUCACUUGUUCAUCAGAGUAUUCAACGCGGGCUCACAAUUCUCGAUCUCCUUGCCCUUGAACCCGCCAGCAGGGUGUAGUGCCGUAGGGCGUGUCGUACUUCAGCGCGGCCCACGCCAAGGAACUUAUAUCGUAGAACACGUCGAAAUCCAACCUGUGCUGGGCCACUUCGGCCCCCCAGCUGGCUCCAAUGGCUGCGUCGGCCGCCCCCGUCGCCGCCGGGAUGCCGGCCGCCGCCAGGACCUCGCCGCGGAGCGCGCAGGCACCGCCCUGCGGGGCGGGGCGGACACGAAGGCGAUGGCGCCCUGCAGGGCCACGCGGCAGCCAGCGAGCACGCAGGCAGCGGCGGUGGCGGAGCGUGCCAUGGCGGGGUCACGGGGCCGCACCGCAACAAGCCUUGGGGCCGAGACGUCCUGAGCCGGGUGGCU
Messenger RNA from Prorocentrum cordatum, 1266 nucleotides. The record is from the annotation of a GenBank genome assembly. Lineage: Eukaryota; Dinophyceae; Prorocentrales; Prorocentraceae.